Penicillium pulvis is the source of this 699-nucleotide messenger RNA. RefSeq lists its product as uncharacterized. Gene Ontology annotation, biological process: import into nucleus. Gene Ontology annotation, cellular component: cytoplasm. NCBI's taxonomy places the organism in Eukaryota, Fungi, Ascomycota, Eurotiomycetes, Eurotiales, Aspergillaceae. The coding region runs from base 1 to 699 and encodes 232 amino acids. The transcript has 2 exons. The record is from RefSeq and is a predicted model, not a curated record.
AUGGCGAACGCAGCACUAAUUGGAUGUACGGGCAUGGUGGGAUCCCACAUCCUCACCAGCCUUAUCUCCAGCUCCGCCGUCAGCCGCGUCGACACAAUCUCCCGCCGCACUCCAGCAGCGGCAUCUGACGCGCCCGCAAAGCUGACCACUUUCGUCUCCGACGAUAGCUCGAAGUGGUCCGAACAACUCUCAGCCCUCACCCCAACACCCGACAUCUUCCUCUCAGCCUUCGGCACCACCAAAGCGGCAGCUGGCGGCUUCGAGAACCAGUACAAGAUCGAGCAUGGUCUGAAUGUCGAGUUGGCGCGCGCAGCCCACGAUGCCGGCGUCAAGGUGUGUGUGCUGAUUUCCAGCACUGGCGCGAGCAAGACCUCUUCGUUCCCGUAUUCGCGGAUGAAGGCCGAUAUUGAGGAAGAUAUCAAGGCGCUUGGAUUUGAGCGGAUGGUUAUUCUGCGGCCUGGGUUGAUUGCUGGGACGAGGCAGGAGAGUCGGCCAGCUGAGGCUGCCAUUCGGUUUGUUGCUGGAUGGGCUGGGAAACUUCACUCUAGUCUGAAGGAUUCUUGGGCUCAGGAGGCGGAUGUUAUUGGUCAGGCUGCUGUUAAGGCUGGAUUGAAGGCCUUGAAGGGGGAGGUUCCUGCUGGUUCUGAGAAGGUUUGGCUAAUUGAGGGGAAGUCCAUUAUUGAUAUUGCUAAGGAGUGA